AAAUAGCAAUUCUGCUGUUUUAAAAAGCUUUGCAGCCACUAAGCGGCAUUCCAGUGUCGGACGACAGGUUUGCCUCUGGAGGAUAAGAUACACAUCGAGAUACUGUAGGCAGAGGAUACUUCCAACGUUUCUUAAACAACUCUUUGUAGUAUUAAUUUAAAAAGUUAUUGUUCUUCAAAACGAUAUGUCUGAUUUUUAUUUUACAGAAGUGAUCAUGAUAAAUACUCAAGAAAGAUAACAACAGAAACACUAGUCACAUGCUGAUUACCCUUACAAAUCUUGCACGCAGCAGCCCUCUGGCGGAUUCUGCCGUUAACUGCUCCAGCCACCAGGCUCCUGGGCCUCUGUGGUGCUCCGAUGUUCCUCACCCACUGUUUAAGAUCCCCGGUGGGCGAGGGACGGGCAGGGAUCACUCCUUCGAUGCACUCCUUCACAAGGAUGACAGGCUAACCGUAACACAGACCACCCCAGUGAAUGGGAAGCCCAGCGUCCUGCACUUCCAGCACCGGCUGACUGAGCACAGAGCUUCCUUCUGGGAAGGUGUGCUUAAUGCAGACAGCCUCUUCCUGCAGGUCCCUGAGGGAGAGCUCUUAGAAGGCAGCAGGGAAAGCCUCACCAGUCUACUUCAGUUCACUGAAGAGAAUUUAAAAGUCAGCUGUGUGUUCCUUUGGUUCCCCAAAAGCAGGGAAGAUAGAUUGUGGAUUACAAAGACCUUUCACUAUAUGGGCUUUGAAAUCGUGAAGCCAGGUCACCCUCUGGUACCGGCUCAGGCUGGCCUCCUGUUCAUGGCCUACUCGCUGGAUCCUUGUGGCCCCAAUGAAGAGUGAAGACAGCAGAACCAGCUCAGGGCGUCCUCUGGUCCUCCGCUCCGUCGUCACGCGCAUGUGGGAUUCCCAUGCAUGGUGUGUGUCAUGGGUCGGUCCCUUGGUCUUUCAGUGAGUCAGCCAACCAGAGGUGCUCAGUGAGGUCAGAUUAACUGAGAGACCUCCUCAGUCCAUCCUAAAUAAGCAGCCUUUGCCAAGGAGGAAUUCACAAUUGGUUCAUUUGGUGCUAUAUGUGCUGCACGUUCUCCUAAGCCUCGCACCAACUGUCUGUGUCUGUACCCUUAUGUAGAAGUACUUUUCACAACAGAUACUGUCUACAAGAAGAACCAAAAAGGGCAAGAAAGAGGUAAAAGAAAUAUAAACGGGAACAAUAUUAUCAAGUUAAUUACCAGUACUGCUGGAGCAGCGCACCAGUUACAGCAGGCUCUUCUUGAGUGAUGUUUCAGAGCAACAGCAUCUUAUCACAUCCUUUCUGUGACACUUCAGAGACUAUCUGUAUUUCAUCCAUACAAGCUUAGUAUAACCAAAGCAAAAAAUUAACAUUAAAUUGUUGUUUAUCAAAGGUUAACUAACUGGUUUAAUCUUACUGUAGAUGUUAUAUAAACAUAAUGGAGCAGAAGAGCAUCAUUUCAGAAGCCCCAAGCCUGUCUGAGAAGGCUGCUGUCUGUCUAGAUGGCUUAAGUCGGGAACAAGACUGUGGCUGUACAGAGUGAUUACGUGCCUCUGCAAACGUGUAACAAUCACACGUCUCAGUUUUACUGUAAAAUGCCCCCAUUAUUCAAACCUUUUCUUACCGGUAACUAAGGAGUAGUACAGUGGCAGUAAAAGUAGGUGCAUUGAUGUACAAAACUGGCCUUUUGGUUCUGAUUCACACCUAGUGUGACUCCCUACUUUUACAGGUUUGUGUUUGUCGUCACCUGCCAACUUCUGAACUUUCCAAGCAAGUGAUUCUUCCACAGAGCAGCUUAAUCAAUCCCAUACAGAUCACAUGUGAUACACACAGUCAUGUAAUCAGAAGGAUUUGGCUCACAUUUGAAGAAAGCUACUGUUGGAUUUGUAAACUUACUAUGUUUUUUUAUGACUGUCAAAUGUAAAACAUUAAGAUCCACUUAGCAAUACAUGUGUUUAUUUUUAAUAGUCUGUUUCUUCCUGUCUGUACUAUAAUUACAUUGCCAAAGUAUAAUUGAAAAAAAAGUGGAGUAGCUCUAUAUUGCAUUGUUAUCAAGGGUGGAAAGACUACUGAAAUUCCUACUCAAGUAAAAGUAGUCUACUGUUACUUUAAAAAAAACAACUCUGGAUAGAGUAAAAAUACCUCUCCUAGAAACUA
This is a messenger RNA of Paramormyrops kingsleyae, 2151 nucleotides long. The record is from RefSeq and is a predicted model, not a curated record. NCBI's taxonomy places the organism in Eukaryota, Metazoa, Chordata, Actinopteri, Osteoglossiformes, Mormyridae.